ACCCCCCACCCCGUCCCCGGGCUCAAUAGCGUGCGGACGGACGCGCCGCCUAUGUUCCUCGCAGUCCCGGGAGCAGCGCCUAGAAUCUCCGCGGCGGCCACCGCCAGUUUCCCCGCCCGCAGGUCAUUCCAGAAAGAUGAGGAUGUUUAGUAUCUUUAUAUUCAUGGCCUACUGUUAUUUACUGAAAGCAUUUACUAUCACAGUCACCAAGGACCUAUAUGUGGUAGACUAUGGCAGCAAUGUGACACUGGAAUGUAAAUUCCCAGUAGGAAAACAAUUAGACUUGCUUGCAUUAAUUGUCUACUGGCAAAUGGAGGAUAAGAAAAUUAUUCAAUUUGUGAAUGGAAAGGAAGACCUGAAGGUUCAGCACAGUAGCUACAACCAGAGGGCCCAACUGUUGAAGGACCAGCUCUUCUUGGGAAAGGCUGCACUUGAGAUCACAGAUGUGAAACUGCAGGAUGCGGGGGUUUACUGCUGCUUGAUCAGCUAUGGUGGUGCUGACUACAAGAGGAUUACUUUGAAAGUCAAUGCCCCGUAUCGCACAAUCAACCAAAGAAUUUCUGUGGAUCCAGUCACCUCUGAACAUGAACUAAUGUGUCAGGCUGAGGGUUAUCCUGAGGCUGAAGUCACCUGGACAAGCAGUGACCAGCAAGUCCUGAGUGGCAAAACCACCAUCACCAAUUGAAAGGAAGAGAAGCUUUUCAAUGUGACCAGCACACUGAGAAUCAACACAACAGCUAAUGAGAUUUUCUACUGUACUUUUCAAAGAUCAGGUCUUGAGGAAAACAGUACAGCUGAGUUGGUCAUCCCAGAACCACUUCUGGUUCCAGGAAAUAAGAGGAUUCACUUGGUGAUUCUGGGAGCUGUCUUUUUUUUCCUUGUUGUAGCCCUGACAGUCAUCAUCUACCAAAAAAGAGAUGUGAAACUAAUGGAUGUGGAGAAAUGUGGCACCCAAGAUACAAACUCAAGGAAACAAAAUGAUACACAAUUUGAGGAGACGUAACCCAGUACUGAAUCUUCUGACCUUAAAGCAGGGAUUCUCAGCCUGUGGUUUGAGCUUGCCAGGGCCAAGCAUGACCAGAGGAUUGCAGUGGGCCAAUAGGCUACAGGUGAUAUAUGACUUAAGAGGCCCAGGCACUGAAAAUGGAAGUUGGGAAAAAAGAGGAGAACAACGCAAGGAGAACAAAGGGCAUCCUGGCAGGAAACCUCAGGUACUUCAGAAUGACUGGGAGAUUCACUGGCGCAUGUGAAAGGGGGAAAGGACACUUCUGAAUGAUGAGCCUCCAUGCAAAUUGUCCAUUGUUCAUCCUAGGAAAGCAAGUUGAGAUUCCCUGAUUUAAUCGUCAGUUCCUGCAGAAGUGCCCUUUGUCUUCACUUAGUGUCUUGGUUUCUCUUCUGUGUGAUUGAGAGUCUCAGUGUUGCAGCAGUAUUUAAGUAUGUUUUUACUAUUUAUUUCGAGUCUGGGGUCUUGUCAUGUGAGUGUGGUUGUGAAAGGUUUCUUUUGAAGAUACAGUAGAAGUUAAAAGUUUUCUUAAAACUAAACUUAGUGACUUGUGUGUGUACUGUAAAAUGUAUAGUAUUUGUAAGGUGCUUGGUAUUCCUUAUGGCUGUCAGUACAUAGGAGGUAUAGAGAACAAGCCAUUGGUUUGCAUAGGAUAUUACUUUAUUUAAUCCACUGGUACUUUGGUUAACUUGAAUAAUCUUAUCCUUAGACCUUAAUUGUCUCUAUAAUCUUAUUCUCAGACCUCUAGGUAAGAUAUGUUACCACGGUUUCUGUUCCAUUUAAAUAUCAGCUUUGCAACUAUAUGUUAUCCUACACACAUAAUCUCAUUUAAUCUCUGUAACAACUGCAUGUGGUAAGCACUAUUAUACCCAUUUCACUGUUGAGGGAGUAGAGAGAUAAAGUAACCCACCCAUGCAGUAAACAGCGGACCUCAGAUUUCCAGGACUGUCACCUGUUUACCUUUUAGAAUACAAUUUACAGCUAUGUUUUACUUUAAGACAUUCAUUAAUUCAGCAAACAUAUAGGUAGUGCCCUUGCAUGUCCAUCCCUAUGCCAGCCAGUGAGUCUACAUAUGUGAGCAAGAUAAGGUACCUCCCCUCAAAGUGCUCAUAGUAUAAGGGGAGAUCACUAAGAAAAUUUAUUAUUACAAUUUAGUGCAGUGUCAUAGGAUAAGGUGUUGGAGAAGAAUGAUGGUGUGAGGAGGAAAGUCUGGAAAUGCUGCCAAAAGGAGGGGCAGUCUGGGUGGCCAGUUAAUGUGUUUCUGGACAGUUGAAAAUACUUAAACAUUUUAAUUAAAAAGCCAUUUAAUGUAUGAAGACAAGUAUUUUUAAAAACUGUAGAAAGCAAUUCUUGAAUUCUUUUUCCAUUGUAUUGACCCCUGAUUUAUUUGCCUUUGCCAUGUAAUCUGAUGCUUAUUUACAUAGUGUCUGGUGUUGGUUAGUAGUUCUCUCUUUUUAAAUGAAUUUUUAAUUCAUACCUCUCCAUUAUUCAAAAUUCAGAAGGUCCAGUAGGAGACAUUAAAAAGUCUCCAUUCCAUCCUCUUACCCAUCUGGUUUCUCUUUCCAAAGGCAACCACUCUUGCCUUUUGUUUGUAUAGUCUUCUAACGAUACUCUCUGAAUAUAUGCAGAAAUACUUGUAAAAAGUAUAUAUUUUUUAUUUGUCCUUAUUCACUUAAGUGGUAACAUUAUAUACCUGCUGUGCAUGUCACUAUUUUUAUUUAACCUAUUAUUUCUUAUGUAGCAGGGAAACAAAUUAGAAAGUUCCCAGAGGUCAGGCACUGUCUUGUUUCUAGUUCAUCCUUUCCAUAGCCUCUUAGUAUCUUCCAUAAGACUUACUAUAUGCUAAAUAUCUAAUUCAUCUACAUUUAGACAGCUAGCAUUUAUUGAGUAUUUGCUCUAUAACUGAGUUUGGAUUUGGUUGGUUUUGUGUUUUUCAGAGUGAGACCCAUGGCUUCUCCAGGGCAUGCUAGGUAAACUUAGUCCUAAAGGGUGACUUUAUUAGUAACCUCUGUAUGACAGAAUUAUGUCUGCAAACUUGUUUUUUCUUUCUGUUUUCUGAGUAAAAACUUAACUUUGAUGUUGCACUUGCAAAAUUACAUGUUCUUUUUGAAAAUUCCAGUAGAGUACUUGACCCUAGACCCUCAUCUGUGCCAAAAAAGACCCAUGAGCUGUGUCUGAACCUAGUCCUACCAGUUCUCACCACUACACAGGCCUUCAAAGAGGUUGUCUUCCAAAAAGGCUUUGAGGUUCAGUAGCCUCUCAGGAGGCCCCAGAGUACUCCUUCAUUCUUGGACAUUUCCUGGAUCGAUGACAAGGAAAACCAUCUUUACUAUGCCACUUGCCAACGCUGAAGAAACAGAAUCUCCAACCAGAACUCCUUCUGUUAUCUUUUGUACAUGUUCAUUUGCACAAUACCCUUUGUUUGUGUGAUAAUAUCCUUUGUGUGAAUUACAAGUGAGGAUUCUGGCUGAGCAAGACAUACAGUCUAUUCACUUCAGUCUUAAAUCUUAAUGCCUUCUUAUGGUGUUGGAUUUGUAAGGCACUUUAUCCUUUUGUCUUGUGUUUCACUGUAAAUGACAUAAGCAGAGAUGAUUGUCUGCGUUUGGUUGUCACUAUUUACAUCUGCAUUAAUUUAAUAAAAUAUUUAUUGUGUUCCACCAGCA
Molecule: messenger RNA, 3666 nt
Organism: Manis pentadactyla (Chinese pangolin)
Lineage: Eukaryota; Metazoa; Chordata; Mammalia; Pholidota; Manidae
Gene: CD274
Product: CD274 molecule
Biological process (GO): positive regulation of T cell proliferation; T cell costimulation; immune response
Cellular component (GO): external side of plasma membrane
Source: RefSeq, a predicted model, not a curated record